GGCAGCUAUAGACGUGCCCGGGGCUCACAUCUCGUAUUGACACGGGCUUAGUGUUGCACGGUUGUGGCGUCGUGUGUAGCGUUACCAUUUAUCGCAGUAGCAAUCUCACGAACUCACACAGAUCUCUUCACUGAAUAAGAAUGGCCAAAGGAAAAGGUGGUGGUGGUGGUGGUGGUGCAGGUGGUGGUGGUGGUGGUAGCGGUGGGGGCAAAGGGGAAGAAAAAAAAGCUUCGGGUGGUGGAAAGGGAGGAGAUAAAGGUGGUGGUGGCAAAGGAGGUGGUGAGAAAGGUGGCAAAAAAAGGUGGGAAGAAAUGAUAGUUAUGUCAACAUCCGAUGACAUUAUCUCGGCAAGACUAGCAGUCAUCGGUAUCUACAUUGUGUGUUACAUGUGUCAUGUGUCCAGCAAACAACUGUGUUAUUAAUUUGUGUGCAAGCAGAGUGGUGCAGGUGGAGCUCGAUAAACUCUGUUGUCUAAUUUAAUUAAAUCUAACAACAUGCAAUAUCCAAACUUUGUGUCUCAACAUCAACUACUCUUCUGACAUCAAGAUGAGUUCAUGUCUGCUUGACUACUCUGCAUUCGUACUAUACAGAACAUUUUGAAAGGAAAACUGUCAUCCCUUAAAUUUUUCAUAUUGAUUUAUAAAUUGAUUGGAGUGUAGAACAGAUUGUUCCCCAAGGACAAACUAAAGACUGCCACUGACCAAACAAAUGCAGUGUAAAUUAUUCAGAUUUUAAACAUAACCAAAAAUAAUAAUUGAGAAGGAAACAGGAGCAGCUGAACAAAUUAUUUUCCUAUUUGAAUUAAAAACUGAGGACUGGGCAUUUAUGUUGGCAAAUCUGGUGUAUCAUCCUCUUUCUAUUUUUGUUAUGGAAACCAUAUUAAGUUUUGUAAUUUUAUUGAAGAUUAAAGUACUUUUUUUUCACA
This is a messenger RNA of Cryptotermes secundus, 925 nucleotides long. RefSeq names its product rRNA 2'-O-methyltransferase fibrillarin-like. The record is from RefSeq and is a predicted model, not a curated record. NCBI's taxonomy places the organism in Eukaryota, Metazoa, Arthropoda, Insecta, Blattodea, Kalotermitidae. The transcript is spliced from 4 exons. Bases 141 to 422 code for a protein of 93 amino acids.